AACGCGAGGAAAAGAGAGGGAGGAGCGACGAAGAAGACUAUUUUGUGUGGAGGCGAGGAAGGAACGAUGGAAAAGGAGAGAGGCCACAAGUCCGGGAGCGAGUGGUCUACUCGAACGCAGUUAUGCCGACCAGCUCAAACCGGGUGCCGCCAAAUCGAACCCUGGUUCGAAUUCCGCACGGCCGUGGCCGCGAGGAAAAGGAAAGCCAACGGAGACAGGAGGAAGAGGAGGAAGAGGAGGGAGAGAAAAAGGGCUCGUGCCGGUGAGAAAGAAAAAGAAGGAGCAUCAAAGAAAUUUGAAAAUUACUUAUGGAAUUCAAACCAUAAUUUCGGUUCCUAAAGAAAUGAAAAAUUCGAGGACAUUUUUUUGAAAUAGAAGAAAAUAACAAUAAUUUAUGAAGAUCCAUCGAUAGAGUAGAAAAAUUUAAUUAAAAGACACUUCUCAUUGAGAGGAGAGCGGAGAAAUUCACAGAAAUUCAGUGAAAAUGUCCGAGAUACCAUGGAAAAACACCUUGGACGCGUGAUGGGAUGGCCAGGAACGUGAAAAAAUUCGUCGGCGAUAAAUUCGGAUCACUGGUGCGAAUAAAUCCAGAGAAAUCGAAGGGAGAGGUAGACCGGAAGCGGGCUAGCCCGCGGCGGAAGAUCGCGGAUAAAUUGAAAGAAAUACAGAAGGACAACGGUGGACAGGAAAGGGUGGGAGAGAAAACGCUUGAAAACGCUGAUAAACGGUUGAAUAAUGGCCACGCAAAUUGCGUCGGUGGAGAACCGUGUGAUAAAUGAACGACCGAUGGAAAUUCCUUCGGGUGCAACGUGGAUGCACCAGGCCCGGUUGCACAACUCGUUGUCGCUUUCAUUCAAACAAUUCUCCUGGCUUCGGAUAUCUUAUGAAAUCAUUCAGCUAUUCUGAAUCUGAUUCAGAGCUGUUCUAGGAAAUUUCAUUUGGAACUUGUGAGUUAAACCAAUUUGGAGGAACUUUGGAAUACAAAGUUUGUGAAGAAGAAAAAAGGAAAUUUGGAAAAGUAUCAAAUAAAAAAGGAGCAGAGCCACAGACAUAUUUUCUUCUUAUAAAUGAAAUUUAAAGUUUAGGAUAAACAGAGCUGUAAGACCCAUAGAAGGGAAAGAAGUUUGUGAAGAAAGUUGGAAAAGCUGGAAAAUUGCAGAAAAUUUUAAUAGAAGAUAAUCUGAAGAAAUAUAAGAAACAAAGGAAGCAGCAUUCAGUACUUUUCAUAGGGAACAAAGUUUUAUAUAUAAAUUUAUAAAAGAAAAAUUAAAUUGACAGACAUUUUGAAAAAGGGAAUUUUGAAAAAUAUAAAAUUAAAAAUUCAGCAACUACAGGUGUGAAAUUGAAAACUGGAUACUAACAGAAUUAUCAGAACGGAUGCUGAGGAAAAGAUUGCAUGAAAAGCUUGCAAAAGAGAAGGAAAGUUGCAGAGGGAGGUAAGAAAAAUUUAGAGAGUUGGAGGGAAAAAGGAAACAAUAGAAACAGUAUAAAAGUUUAAGAAGGGAAGCGUAGAAUCUGGGAAGGAUCCAGAAGAAAUUUAAUUUAAAAAAAUCCAACAGGAGAAAAAUAUCGUAGAGAAGGUUGUAACAAGAGAAAAAAAGGAAAGGUAGAACCAGUGGAAACUUCGGAAGCACUUUAAGAAGGAAAGCAAAAAGCUAAAGAGGAAUCGGUGCAAAAUCCAAGGAAGGAAAGAGACGCGACAGUGAUUUACAAAGUCUCCGAGAAACCAUUAAAGAAGAAGUAACAAUUCGAAAAUCCGAAGAAAAUCGAAGAACAAAACUCUAAUUGCAAAAUAAAAGAUAAGAAAUAUAUCUCAGAUCGAUAAAGCAGAGAUUUAAGAAAAAAAAAGUGUAGAAAAUUAUUAAAUGUUUCACUAAUUAAAUAAUCAAUCGUUAUUAAUUAAUAGUACAAAUCUCAUAAAAUAAAUUAAUUAAUAAAUCUAGAUUAAAAAAUUUCCAAAAGCAAUUUAGUUUCCUAGUACAAUUUUGUUAGUGUUCAAUUUAAGAAGUUCGUGAACUGCAAGAACAGUGAAUUUUAAUUGAAACUUCUAAUUAUGUCAGAAAUUUGCGAUCGCUACUUUCGAACAUUGUAAUAUACUCAAGUGUGUUUUUGUGAUCGCGGUGAGAUUGUAAAUUAAUAAAAAUGAUGGCGGGAGCUGGAAUGUUGAGAACCAGACGCAGGGACGUGAGUGUGAAACCGAAUAGGAAACUCGACCGGAAGUCGUCGAGGGGGAUGAUCUACGAGAACGAGGAGCUCAGGUUGAGGACAAUUAAUAUCAACGCUGAAGUGGAACAAGGUCAAAACGACAUCAAAAAGCUACGCAGAGAGAACGAGCAGCUGCGUAGGGAGAUAUGGAGCCUCAGGGACGAGUACGACAAACUCGAGGAGAUCCUGAAGAGGCAGAAGAGCCGCACAGAAAGCGAGGAAUACGAGGAUCGCUCCGAAGAGGAUGACGAACUGCAAUCCGACUACUCGUUCGAGGAGGACGAGAAAGCCGAAGAGGUGGACACCGAAGAAACCUGCAAGGAUCUCACUAAAUCCGAGCAGCUAGAGAACGCUGAAAAUCAGAAGAUCUCGUCUGAAAAGAUGACCAGCAGUCUGCACAGGCUGCACGUGGACUUCGACGACUUGUCCGUAGUCGACGAAGAGGAGGAAUUGAAGAGGGACAGGGAGAAGAAGGACCAGUCCUCUGAAGACGUCCAACAAUUAAAGGAAGAGAAAGGUCCUAUGUCUAUCCUAAAAUCCAGGCAACUGCACGAAAAUAUACCUUUCUACCCUGGUACCUAUCAGCCACCUACCGACUUGACCAGUCCUACCUACUACACUGAGUGUCCCUUCAAGUUCCCAAGCACCCUAAAUCUCAUGGUGCCACCCGAAGCACCAGGGAUGCUGGGUGAUCAGAAUAUGGAUCAGAUCAACGAUCAGAUACUGCACGCGCCUCCUCUGGGCUGGCAGACUAACAUUCUGAUGCCUCAGAAUCAGAUACCAAACUUUGGGACUCAGGAUGUGGACGAAGCUUUAGGUAUGCAGGGUUUUGGAGGGAAUUAUCAAGACACAGGGUUCCUUAACUACCCUAGUUUCUUUCAAAAGAGGAAUAUAGGUCUGAACCAACCUGGCAGCGCGUUCAAUCACCCAGUCUUUGGGAAUUCGCAAGCAGUUUCUGAUAAAAUGGUCACUGAGAAUGGCUGGGGUAUUGAGAAAGACUCGAAGGAUCAAGGAUCGGAUGAAUCAAAGAAGCAGGACGCUGAAGACAAGGCUUCGGAAAAGCCGAAGCACUUCUUCGCGCCGUUGCCUUCCAAGAUCAAGAAGCAUACCGAAGAAUCAUCACCGACUACUAGUAACUUUGGAACGGGGAACAGUUCCAGCAGUGGCAAGACUGGGUCUACCGUGAUUUCCAAGAACCAGUUCGCUCAGAAAGGCUCGGCUGACAUUUACGUGAAGGGUGCAGUGCCGUGCGAGGAGGAUUUGCUGAAGAAUAGAACUGAACAGAGGACAUACUUGAGUACAGACAACCUGGUGAUCAACGAAGAUAAAUCCAUAACAGGGAACCAGUUGACGAAGUCGAUGUCCUGUCAGGAUCUCUCCUCCGAGUCCCAGAUCGCCUCUAUCAGCGAAGGUAGACAGCCACUGAUGACCCAGAGUGACAACACUUUGGACAACAUAUCAGACUCGAAACCGUACAAGUCCCACCUGACAGUGACGUUAAAGACCCCACGCGCGCAGCAAGCGGUCAGCCCUGACACCCCAGAGAUCCCUCAGCUACCUUCCAUAGAGUCCCGACUGUUCAAGAACCCUUUCCUACGCGAUUUCGAGCCGAGCCGCAGCUACGUGGACCAGAACAACGUGACCAGACCCCUGUCCGUCCAAGUGAACGACGACAGCCUCUGUUAUUAUUCAUCCCGUCCGGAUGUCUCCACUUUCAAGAGAGGCAUCCACUCGGGGGACAGGUACAGACAGGUGCAAACCGAUCCGAAUCGCCUGUUGAUACCCUCCAAUCAAUUAAUCAACGGGAAACUGAUGUCGCCGACCAACAAACAUCAAAUUCAAGUGACAUCCUUCGAGAGACCGAGUCCACGGACUCUGGUAGGUUCGUCCAGCCCCUACGACUAUAGCACCCUACGCAGGUUGAACCCUUCUUACCUCCAGAAGCAGAAUCCUUAUCAGAACAUGAACUUCCUGCCCAGAGCUGGGUUUUAUCCCCAAAGAGGGAUGAUGUAUUACGACACCCUGACGCGCAAGGUGCCAGCGCAGACCCAGACCUCCAUAGACGGAGACUCUCACCACGAAGACGAGCACGCGUUGUUCCACGAAGAGAGUGCGCCUAGCACUCCAAGUGGACAACGUCGCAGGAGGGCGAUUAGAAAGGAGAAAUUUGGGGUGAUCAAAGAGCUGAAGCCUGUGACACCGUUGCUUCACAGGAGGCUGAGGAAGCAGAGCAGCGUCACUUCCUCGGAGGUGCCUGAGACACCUGAGAAAGUGGCCAGGAAGAAGAUGAGGAAGUUGAGCAUGACACCGACGACCACGUCGGAGUGUCAGGAGGACAAGAACGAGAGCAGAUCCUCGUCGUCCGGGCAGGAUUCGCCUAAGAAGGAUCAGACGAGGAGGGUGUCUCUGUAUUUCAACGCGAAGAAGAGACCCUCCCUGACGUCCGUGAAGACCAGCAGGAGCGGAAGCGUCGACGUGGUCAGAGAUAAGGAUAUCGUAACGAACUCGGAGAGGGAGAGGACCAACUCGAUGAGCAGCAGGGAGACGAGCGCGAAACCGAGGAAAACUAGCACCAGCAGUGGGAACGUGCCAUGGUGCGCUUGCUGGGGCAACGGGUGUAUCUAGGAUAUCCUAAUUGAUUUCGUUCGGUUUAAUUAGACGUUCGAAUUUUGUUUACCUCGCGGAUCCAGCCGAUCCCGUGCGGUUUCGAUCGAAUUAAAAGCUACCUCCUGCUCGGUCAGGAGGUAUCGUUAGAAAGUGUGAGGCAGGUUGCGAUACUGGUUCCGACGGAGACUCGUUUAUGAGCGUUGAGUAAUUAACUGGUCUGAAGGGAAUUUUUGUUCGCCGCGAUACUCGGUGGUUUCGUACCUACGACUUGGGUAAACUUUGGAAUAUUCAUAAAGAGAUAACGAGCAUGAAAUACUUGCACUGUUUAUGAAGACUGUCAUUUAUCUGAAGAGAAAUUAUUGCCUGGGAUUUUGUUUGAAAAAUUUUGCAAUCUUUUGGUUCAACGUUUGAAACGGUAAAUGUUAGGUUUUGUGGAAUAAGAAGGAAAGGAGCAAUUAAAUUUGUGAUUUAAAAAGUAAAGUCAAAAGUCAGAAGUCACCCCAUUUGGAUCAUCAGAAAUUAUAAUAUGAAUCAUAUGGAAAUAAUGGAUAAUUGGAAAUUAUAUGGCAAGUUGUAAUCAGAAUUAAUUAUAACUGGGUCAAAAAUUAUAAUGGGAAUCAUAUGGAAAUAAUAAAUAAUGGGAAGUUAUAAUGGGAAAUAUAAUUGGGUCAGAAAUUAUAAUGGGAAUUAUGUGGAAA
Messenger RNA from Osmia lignaria (orchard mason bee), 5510 nucleotides. RefSeq lists its product as uncharacterized. The record is from RefSeq and is a predicted model, not a curated record. Lineage: Eukaryota; Metazoa; Arthropoda; Insecta; Hymenoptera; Megachilidae.